CUGGAGAUCGUCCCGGCCUACGAGGAAUUCGCGGUCCGGAUCCAGUUCUUCGGCGACGAGAUCGAGCGUAUCCUGACGCUGGACACGCUGACCGGCGAGGUGCUCAACGAGCGCAGCGAGUUUUCCGUAUACCCGGCCAAGCACUUCGUGACCAGCCGGGAGAAGCUGGACGCCGCGCUGAUCGACAUCGACGCCGAGAUGAAAGAGCACGUCGACUGGCUCCGGCAGCAGGGCAAGUUGCUGGAGGCGCAACGCCUGGAGCAGCGCACCCGAUACGACAUGGAGAUGCUGAACGAAACCGGCUUCUGCGCCGGCGUCGAGAACUACGCACGGCACCUGUCCCGCCGCGAGGCCGGCAGCCCGCCGUGGACACUGUUGGACUACUUCCCCGACGAUUUCCUGAUGUUCGUCGACGAGUCCCACAUGACGCUGCCGCAGGUGCGCGGGAUGUACAACGGGGACAUCUCCCGCAAGACCACGCUGGUGGAGUUCGGGUUCCGCCUGCCGUCGGCGCUGGACAACCGGCCACUGCAUUUCAAAGAGUUCGAGGACCACAUCAACCAGGUGGUGUACGUCUCCGCGACCCCGGGCCCGCUGGAGCUGGAGCGCACCAGCGCCAUCGUGGAGCAGGUUAUCCGCCCCACGGCACUGCUGGACCCGACCAUAGAGGUCAAGCCCACCGACGGGCAGAUCGACGACCUGCUGCAUGAAAUUCGCCAGCGCGUGGAAAGCCAGGAGCGCGUGCUGGUGACCACGCUGACCAAGCGCAUGGCCGAGGAACUGGCCGACUACCUGUCGGAGGCCGGCAUCCGCAACCACUACCUGCACUCGGAUAUCCAAACCUGA
This is a messenger RNA of Geodia barretti, 846 nucleotides long. NCBI's taxonomy places the organism in Eukaryota, Metazoa, Porifera, Demospongiae, Tetractinellida, Geodiidae. The record is from the annotation of a GenBank genome assembly.